AUGUUUACGCUUCAACCAACACCGGCUUCCUUAGGGGCAGUACCUUGGUCAGCAGGCGCACUUAUAGAACGGCUACCAACCUUGGAUGAUAUGAAUCAUAAGGACAAUGUACUUGCUAUGAGAAAUUUGCCGUGUUUGAGUGUCAGUAGUGCCACCGGACUAAACGUAAAUGGAAAAGCGGCAACAGCUGCGAUGGAUGCCGCUGAUGGAAGCACCACAGCACCACAGCCACCACAUGCAACAUCAUCGUACUUUGCAACAACUUAUUACCAUUUAACAGAUGAUGAAUGUCACAGUGGUGUUAAUCAGCUGGGUGGAGUCUUUGUUGGAGGAAGGCCAUUACCCGACUCGACCCGACAGAAAAUCGUUGAGCUAGCCCAUUCCGGAGCUCGACCAUGUGAUAUAUCUCGGAUUCUUCAAGUUUCCAAUGGAUGCGUUAGCAAAAUUUUAGGCAGAUAUUACGAAACUGGAAGUAUUCGACCCCGCGCAAUUGGAGGAUCCAAACCAAGAGUGGCCACUGCUGAGGUCGUUAGUAAAAUCUCCCAAUACAAACGAGAAUGUCCCAGCAUAUUUGCCUGGGAAAUUCGGGAUAGAUUAUUGCAGGAGAAUGUUUGCACAAAUGACAACAUACCAAGUGUAUCAUCCAUAAAUCGUGUGCUGAGAAACUUGGCUGCACAAAAGGAGCAACAAAGUGUUGGAACAAGCAACUCCAAUUCGCAUUCCAGCACAAAUCCAAAUGGAAGUGGAAAUGGGAAUGGGAAUGGGAAUGGUAUUGGUAGUAGCAAUAGUAAUACGUUAGGAGUAGCCAAUGGGACAGGCUCGAGCUCAAACAAUGAUCUGAUACAAACAGCAACACCUUUGAACUCUUCGGAGAGCGGAGGAGCCAGCAAUUCUGGCGAGGGCAGCGAACAGGAGUCGAUUUAUGAGAAGCUACGACUUCUGAAUACUCAACACGCUCCGUCAUUGGAUUCAACCGUUCAAUCAGCCGUCGGCAGUCAUGGUCAGCUCAUUACAAGUGUGCCCAGCCAUUUCAGUCCGCAUCCCCAUCCCCAUCCCCAUCCGCAUUCUCAUCCACAUUCGAAUCAUUCGAAUCACUCGCUUCAAGCCCUUGGACACCAUCAGCAACAGCAGAGCUGGCCACCUCGGCAUUAUUCUGCAGGAUCUUGGUAUGCAGCACCUUUAAAUGGCGGUCAGGUUCCACCUUCUCCCGAUGCUGGUUACACAAAUGGCGCAGUUGGUCCCGUUCCCAGUUCCAGUUCCGGUUCCGGUCCCGGUCACCCCUUGAGCCCACCGACUGAUCUCACCAAUAUUGGGGGACCCAAUGUUCAUUUAAGUAACUGCAACAUCGAGGACGAUGUUAUGCUUAAAAAAGAACUCGAUGGUCAUCAAUCGGACGAAACAGGUUCCGGAGAAGGAGACAAUUCGAAUGGUGGAGCAUCCAACAUCGGAACUAAUGAGGAUGAUCAAGCCAGAUUAAUUUUGAAAAGAAAGUUGCAAAGGAACCGAACAUCAUUUACAAAUGAGCAAAUUGACAGUCUAGAAAAAGAGUUUGAAAGAACACAUUAUCCAGACGUGUUUGCACGGGAACGUUUAGCGGGAAAGAUUGGAUUACCUGAAGCGAGAAUACAAGUCUGGUUUUCAAAUCGACGUGCCAAGUGGAGGCGUGAAGAAAAGCUACGAAACCAGCGACGAACUCCGAAUUCGACUGGUACAAAUGGUACAAACACCUCCUCAUCGACCUCAGCCACAGCAUCCAUGACCGACAGUCCCAACAGUCUAGGUGGUUGCUCUGCGCUACUGGUCGGUGCUACUAGCAGCGGUCUAAAUGGUGUAGCUUCACCGAAUUCAAUAGCAACACCAACUGGCGGAUCUGAGACAUCCGACGUCCAUCAUUCGAGCUCAAGAAGUGGAGCUCAUGGCAUUGGAGGUGGUCGACUAAAUGAAGACGUGGGCAAUGCAUGUUCCCCUGGCUUGGGUAUUGCUGAUCAGCAUCCGCAUCAACAUCAACAUCAGCAUCAACAUCAGCAUCAACAUCAGCAUCAGCAUCAACAUCCGCAUCAACAUCAACAUCAUCACGUUGCUCACACUCUCGUCCAAUCGAUAUCACCUCGUCUCAACUUUAACAGUGGCUUCAGUAGUUCGAUGAGUGCCAUGUAUUCAAAUAUGCAUCACAAUGCGAUAUCGAUGAGUGAAGGAUAUGGUCCGGUUUCAUCAAUGCCCAGCUUCAACCAUCCAACGGUCGGCUCACUGGCUCCGCCUUCGCCGAUUUUACAACAGAGAGAUCUGACGCCACCCUCAAUGUAUCCGUGCCACAUGCCACUGCGUCCCCCGCCCAUUGCACCCCAUCAUAUUGUCGGUGUUGGCGUUGGCGUUGGUGCUUCAAAUGAAAGCGCAACUGUGAGCAGCAGUCCCACAUUGAAUGCCUCAAAUGCACAUCUAUCGAAUGCUCCUACAAAUGGUCCUACAAAUGCAAAUGCGAAUGCUGCUGGUUACGAGGUGAUUUCCCCUUACGGUCUGCCACCGCCUCCUCCGCUUCCGUCACUAGCAGCGGCGGCCGCAGCAUCAACAUCAUCAUCAUCAACAUCAUCAUCAUCCGCUCAUCACACCAUGGAGGCUGCUCGCCAAUCGACUUGCAGUCCCAAUCAAAUGGGAGUUGGAUUGGGACCAGGACCAGGACCGGGACCAGGAUUUGGCAGCGAUAGUAUCUCAUCAUCAAUGCCUUCCUACGCACACAUGAGCUAUAAUUACGCGGCAGCGGCAGCAGCCAAUGGAGUUGCCCCAUCCGGAGGCACUCACAACAAUUCACAUGGAUCCGCACAUGGAAAGCAGCAGUUUUUUGCCUCGUGCUUCUACUCGCCAUGGGUUUAAAUUGCAGUCAGAUAUUCGAAAUUAUAAUAUCUGCUUUCAUCAAAGAAUUGUUCAAGUAUUUAAGCACCCAAAACACUUUUCAUAUCGACAGACGGACAGACAGACAGACAGACAGACAGACAGACAGACAGACAGACAGACAGACAGACAGACAGACAGACAGACAGACAGACAGAUUAACAGUCCGGCAGCAACUCCAAAAAUCGAAUUUACAUAUCUCUUACUAAAAAUACUUACUUGAAAUCAUUGAUAUACUUACUUGUACUCGUAAGCAUGGAGGUUGUAGAAUAAAUGCAUAUGUAUAUUUCCGCCCAAGGAUUCCACCAAUCAUUACAUUAAUUGGUGUGAUUAUUCAAUAUAAUUUUGACUAACCAUGUGUUGUAUA
This is a messenger RNA of Drosophila innubila, 3253 nucleotides long. RefSeq names its product paired box protein Pax-6. Lineage: Eukaryota; Metazoa; Arthropoda; Insecta; Diptera; Drosophilidae. The transcript has 9 exons. Gene Ontology annotation, biological process: anatomical structure development; regulation of transcription by RNA polymerase II. Bases 1 to 2868 code for a protein of 955 amino acids. Gene Ontology annotation, molecular function: DNA-binding transcription factor activity, RNA polymerase II-specific; RNA polymerase II cis-regulatory region sequence-specific DNA binding. The record is from RefSeq and is a predicted model, not a curated record.